UGAUGGGGAAAGUCAUCUUCUCCCUGCUCCUCGCCCUGCCUCUGGUGACCCUCGGCACCUCUUCAGAUAAAAAGUGUCUGCUUUGAGGUGGGAUGGCCAAACCGGAAGCCAGGCUCCUCGGGAGGGCUUCCCACUGACUUAUAUAACCUCCAAAAACCCAGUGUUAAGAGAAUGUGCGUCCUGUCUGGAUCGUGGAGGAAUGAGCUCGGCUCUAACAUGACCAUCUCUGCCGUGAACGCCGAAGGGGGAUUCAGUGGUUCAUACCUCACAGCAGUGACGGCCACCAACAAACGCAUCCUAGUGUCACCCCUGAAGGGGUCCCAGAACCACAAGAGCCAGAGGAAGCAGCCGACCUUUGGCUUCACCGUGAGCUGGACUUUCUCAAACUCAGUGACCGUCUUCGUGGGCCAGUGCUUCAUGGAUGAUAACGGGGAGGAGAUUCUGAAGACCAUGUGGCUGCUGCGCCAGGAGGUUAGAUCCCCCGGUGCCGACUGGAAAGCGACCAGGGUCGGCACAAAUGUUUUCACCCGGAUCAAGUGAUUGAACGUGGGUGAAUCUGUGAGGAGCGAUGGUUCCCGGUGACCCAGCAGCACCGUUACCCCACUCUGCAGCCCCAGGGCUCCUGGUCUCCGCCGUCUGGAAUUGUUCUGGGCUCUCUCGAGAGCAUCUCGCCUGGUGUCAGGACUGUUUGCUGGGCUGCAGAGGCGCCGUCUCUGUCUCCAUCUCCAUCUCCCCUCGCUCUCCGGUUACCCCUCACCCCAGAGUCGCUGUCUGCACCCCUGACCCUGCAGUUAAGUUCCUUUCCCAGUAAAGUUCUAGCGCAGGAGGCAAA
Messenger RNA from Chelonoidis abingdonii (Abingdon island giant tortoise), 832 nucleotides. The record is from RefSeq and is a predicted model, not a curated record. NCBI's taxonomy places the organism in Eukaryota, Metazoa, Chordata, Testudines, Testudinidae.